Molecule: messenger RNA, 1218 nt
Organism: Geodia barretti
Lineage: Eukaryota; Metazoa; Porifera; Demospongiae; Tetractinellida; Geodiidae
Source: the annotation of a GenBank genome assembly
AUGAAAAAACUUUUGCUGAUAUUACUACUUAUAGGAGUCGCGAGUUUCGGCUGUCGGCAGGAACAGGUCAUCACUCAACUUGAGGUCGGAAGAAGUAAGUUGCUAAAUGCAGGACUCUCGCUGGAAGCCGUUGGGCAUCUUGAGCGUGCUGAACACGAAGAGAAAAAUAAGGUUGAACCUCGUGCACUUCUGAUUCUUGCUUAUAGCAACGCUAUUUCAACGGGUGCUGCUAAAACCCACAAUGUAGAAGCCAGAUACCAAACCGAACGUGACCGCCGUGUCGGUGAAUUGGGCGAGUUUGAGAUGAAGAAAAUCCUGCAGAUCCUCGGAGAACGACACAGGGUACAGAAGGAUGCUAUCCAGGUUCUCGUUGAUAAGGGGGCACCAGCAGUGCCUUUCGUUUUGGAAGACCUCGUUAAAGAUCGGUAUCACAGUGUCCACGACGACUUUAUUCAAAUCUUGCAGGAAAUCGGCAGCCCAGCUAUUAACGACAUCCUGAAGGCAGCUGGUGAUAGCAAUACACCACCCAGUGUGAAGAUUUUGCUUGUCCGUAUUGUCGGGAGUAUAGGGGACGCAUCCGCCGCCACUGGGUUAGAAGCACUCCAAAAUGCAACCACUGAUGAAGGGUUGAAGAUGGAAGUUAACACCGCACUUUAUCUGCUCGGCGACGGAGGCUCUGAAGGGAAAAUCGUCGAGGGCUUGACCGAUGCGAACCCGACUGUCCGGCGAGCCGCCGCGAAAUCUAUGAUGUUCCUCAAAGAACAUCCAACCGACAAGCUGGUUGCUGCGCUUGGCGAUUCCGAUGACACUGUACGUAUGGACGUUGCUAAAGCACUGCGGAAAUAUCCUGACGCAGGGGCUGUUGACGGUCUCGUCGCAAUCCUCACAGACGGUUCGAGUCUCAGUACCAAGCAAGUCGCUAUUGAUACUUUGAACCAAUACGCCGAAAAUGGAAUGGCGGAUGGAUUAGCUGGACGUUUAAUCGUCUUGUUAGCCAAUCCUGAGGUCGUUAAUCAUGAAGACAGGCUCCGUAUCGUUCAACUUCUUAAGAAACCUGCUUUGGUAAAGCAGAUUGAGGAGGCUGACCAGUACGAUAAUUUGCCCCAUAAGCUUGACCUUUACUUCAGGGAGACCGAAACCAACGAUAUGGUGAAAGACGCACUCAAUGAACUGCUCCUUGCACUUGAGCCGGGAGAAGAUCUUGAGUCGGAAGAUUAA